Corylus avellana is the source of this 1542-nucleotide messenger RNA. Lineage: Eukaryota; Viridiplantae; Streptophyta; Magnoliopsida; Fagales; Betulaceae. The record is from RefSeq and is a predicted model, not a curated record.
AUGUCUUCAUCGACAUCAAAUCCUCAAACUUUAGCUCCUGAGCAACGCCCUUCUAAGAUGCCAAGAAUUGAAUCUCAAAUAGUUGAGUCAUUUGACAUUUCUACUCUACAACAUGAUCCCGGGUUACGUCCUCAAAUAUGGGAAUAUCCUGUUAAUCAACAGGAUGAAAUUAGAUGUGCUUAUCUUAAAGUCGGUCCGAAUAGGUUCAUUCCUUCUAGUAGUUCUGGAUAUCCGUUUUCGGGAACUGAAAAAAACCGCCGAAGAUUUCAAUCAUCUUGGUUUAAGAUGUUUGAUUGGUUAGAAUAUUCUGAGAACAAAGAUGCUGCUUAUUGUCUACCCUGCUUUCUUUUUGCUAAAAAGCCAACGGGACGGUUUGGAGGUAGUGCAUUUACUAUUGAAGGAUUUCGCAAUUGGAAGAAAGUUAAUGAUGGCACACAUUGUUCUUUUUUGGUCCACAUGGGAAAUGGGCCAUGUUCACCUCAUAAUAAUGCUGUUAAGUGUUGUGACAAUUUGAAGAAUCAAUCUCAACAUAUUGAUAAGGUGAUAGAUAAGCAAACUUCGGAAGAAAAAUUGAACAAUCGAUUGCGAUUGAAGACUUCAAUCGAAUCUAUUCGGUAUUUAGCAUAUCAAGGAUGUCCUUAUAGAGGUCACGAUGAAGGUCCCGAUUCUAAAAAUCGCGGCAAUUUUCUUGAGUUGAUAAAACUUGUGUCCAAUUUCAACGAUGAUGUUGCUAAGGUUGUUUUAGAAAAUGCUCCACAAAAUGCAAAAUAUACUUCACCUCAAGUCCAAAAAGAUAUUUUACAUGUCUUGGCAAAAAGAGUGCGAGAUGCAAUUUGUGAAGAAAUUGAACGCUUCUUUGAUAUUGUCCAAGUUAAAGAUACAUCGGCAUUGACUUUAAAGGAUAAAAUAUCUGAUGUUCUUUCUCAAAAUUGUCUUGAUAUUCAAAGUAUUCGUGGACAAGGGUAUGAUGGUGCUAGCAAUAUGCGUGCAUUAGUUGCUAUAUCUCGAGAGGUAACGGUUGUUCAUGAUUUCUUCUCAAAUUUGAAUUUCAUUAUUAAUGUGGUUAGUUCUUCAUGUAAACGUCAUCGUGAUUUGCAAGAUGCUCAAGAAGCAGAUAUCGCAUAUUUGAUAGCUAUUGAGGAACUUGAAACUGGAAAAGGAGCUAACCAAAUUGUGCUUGAGAAGAUUAUAAAAGAAGGAUCAACUUACUCUCAACGUGGGGAUGCUGAAGUUGCUUAUGAAAUGAUUACAUCAUUCAGAUUUAUAUUCAUUUUACAUUUGAUGAGAGAAAUCAUGGGUACCACUGAUUGUCUUUGUCAACAUUUGCAACAAAAAUCUCAAGACAUCUUGAAUGCUAUGCAAUUAGUUUCUAAUACAAAAGUACUCCUCCAAAAAUUGAGAAAUGAAGAUUGGGAUAAUUUUCUUGAGAAAGUAGUCUCUUUCUCUAAGAAAUUUGAAAUAGACAUUCCAGAUUUUGGUGCUCGUUAUGUUAAAGGCCGAGGUCGUCUUCCACGGGAUCACAUUACGGUGGAACAUUAUUAA